Molecule: messenger RNA, 5002 nt
Organism: Rhododendron vialii
Lineage: Eukaryota; Viridiplantae; Streptophyta; Magnoliopsida; Ericales; Ericaceae
Exons: 23
Coding region: 451-4794 (1447 amino acids)
Source: RefSeq, a predicted model, not a curated record
GAAGUCAGUCAUGUCAUGAAACCAAAGGAGAGCAGAGAUCGAUCAUAAAAAAAAAACACACACAAAAGGCAGACCAGAGAACACAACCGGAAACCCAAAGCCAAUUCGUCACUGUCGAAACCCCAUCGUCAUCACUGUCGAAAUUAUUUCAGUAGCAAACGGCAUAUUCGAUCACUCUUUCCUUUCCACUCGGAGGAGAAGCAGAGCAGUGCAACUUUCAGUCCAAACCCUAAGCCAAAAUGAUGAAAUCAGGGUAAGGUUCGAUGCAUCGUGAAUGGAAGGGUGGUACUGUUAACAGGAAUUCUAUUUUUCCUCAGCAUGUAUGGGUUACAUAAUAAUUGAAGAUGGUGUGAAGGAACUUCACUUGCAACUGAUUAGAUCAGACCAACUCCAGGGAGCCGAGCUAAAUCUGAGAUUUGUUGCAUUUACUUGUUCACUUUGGGUGGGGUGAUGCAUCCUGCGUUAAUUCGUGGAUCUCUCUGCUGGUUUAUUUUGUCUGGUCAUGUUUUUUUAUCAGCGCUUUCCUUAAGUUCAGAUGAGUCGCAAAACAGGUUAACUAUCUACUCUAGUUCCUUGCUACACAAUGGUUCUGAUAUCAGCUCCUCGAUCUAUUUUCAGACGUCAGGUUAUUCUGUGUCGACUAGUUCUGUAUCUUGUGAGGAACUGGAAGGUGUUGGAUCAUUCAACACCACUUGCCUUCUGAAUUCGAACUUGUAUUUAAAUUCGGAUCUUUAUGUAUUUGGUGCUGGAAACUUAAAGAUACUCCCAAAUGUUUCAAUUUUAUGUCCAUUAGAAGGCUGUUUGAUAAACUUAAAUUUAUCGGGAAAUGUUAAAGUGGGUCAAUAUGCAGCUAUUGUUGCCGGUUCUGUAACUAUUGCUGCAGCCAAUCUGACUAUGGAACAUGGUUCUUCUAUAAACACGACAUCAUUGGGCGGAUCACCACCUUCUCAAACUAGUGGUACACCAUUUGGCCUUGAUGGAGCUGGUGGAGGGCAUGGUGGCCGAGGUGCCUCCUGCUUGAAAAGCAAUCGAACAAAUUUUUGGGGGGGAGAUGUUUAUGCUUGGUCUACUUUGUCCAAACCGUGGAGUUAUGGGAGCAAGGGUGGUGGCACUACUGCUGGACGUCAGUUUGGGGGUAGUGGUGGAGGAUGUGUUAUGCUUGAAGUGAAGGACAUGCUCUUUUUUAAUGGAUCUGUAACUGCAGAAGGAGGGGAUGGAGGACCUAAUGGGGGAGGGGGUUCUGGUGGAAGCAUUAUCAUUCAUGCCUUGAAGCUGAAAGGGUUUGGUACCAUAAGUGCUGCAGGAGGGAGGGGGUGGGGUGGAGGCGGAGGCGGAAGAAUAUCACUGAACUGUUACAGCAAACAAGAGGACGUAAAAGUGACGGUACAUGGUGGUUUCAGUAUUGGCUGCCCUUGGAAUUCAGGAGCAGCAGGAACUUACUUUGAUGCCUCUGUGCGGAGUUUAAGAGUUGGGAAUGACAAUAUUACUACAGAAACUGAGACUCCCUUGCUGGAUUUUCCCACAAGUCCAUUGUGGUCAAAUGUUUAUGUUGAGAACAAUGCAAAAGUUUUGGUGCCUCUGCUAUGGACAAGAGUUCAGGUGAGAGGUCAAAUUAGUUUACUUAGCGGGAGCAGCAUUAUCUUUGGACUGUCUGAGUAUCCAAUCUCGGAGUUUGAGGUUGUAGCAGAAGAACUUUUGAUGAGUGAUUCCAGUAUAAAGGUUUAUGGUGCAUUCAGAGUCUCUGUCAAAAUGUUACUCAUGUGGAACUCCAGAAUCCAAAUCGAUGGUGGUGGAACUGUUACUACUUCCAUCCUUGAAGUGAGGAAUCUCGUUGUUCUUACGUUUGAUCCCUUUUCUUUGCAGGAAAACUCAGUCAUCAGUUCGAACAAAAAUUUGGCUGUGUAUGGUCAGGGAUUUCUGAAGUUGACCGGACAUGGUGAUGCAAUUAAAGGCCAGCGACUUUCCUUGUCACUGUUUUAUAACAUUACUGUUGGGCCAGGUUCUCUACUCCAAGCUCCAUUGGAUGACGAUAAUAGUAAGAGCAUGGUAACUAAAUCGCUUUGUGAGAGUCCCUCAUGUCCAGUGGAUUUAAUAACACCACCUGAUGAUUGCCAUGUUAAUUACACGCUGUCGUUUUCACUGCAAAUUUGCCGGGUCGAGGACAUUCUUGUGAAUGGCCUCAUUAAGGGGAGUAUCAUCCACAUUCACAGGGCAAGGACUGUCAUUGUUGAUACUGGUGGCAUGAUAAGUGCAUCAGAAUUUGGAUGCAGAAAAGGUAUUGGUAGGGGCAACUAUUCGAAUGGUGCUGGUGGUGGGGCUGGACAUGGGGGGAGCGGGGGCUCAGGGAUUUUCAAUGGGAUGGUGGCUAAAGGUGGCAAUAUAUAUGGUGAUGCUGAUCUACCUUGUGAGUUAGGAAGUGGAACUGAGGGCCCUAAUGACUCUAAUGGAAACGUGGCUGGAGGCGGAAUAAUAGUGUUGGGAUCCAUGCAGUGGCCUCUUUUAAGGCUCCAAAUAAAUGGCUCUAUGAGUACUGAUGGUCAAAGCUGUGCAAAACCAACAAAAAACGGCAAUGGUACUUUGAUUGGUGGGCUUGGUGGUGGUUCUGGUGGGACAAUUCUUCUUUUUCUUCAAGCACUUGUCCUUCAGGAGAACUCCUCUUUAUCUGUCAAUGGUGGCCAUGGUGGUCCUCUUGGUGGUGGUGGUGGUGGUGGUGGAAGAGUCCACUUUCACUGGUCCAAGAUAUAUGUGGGGGACGAAUAUGUUCCUCUGGCAAGUAUAAGUGGAACCAUCAACACCAGUGGGGGUGCUGGGGAUGCUGGCGGUCUUCAUGGAGAAGAGGGGACUGUUACAGGACAGAAGUGCCCUAAGGGUCUCUUCGGUACAUUCUGCCAGGAAUGCGCCAUUGGCACUUACAAAGAUGUCGAAGGCUCCAAUGCAAGUCUGUGCACUCCUUGUUCCCUCAAGAUUCUUCCAAAUCGUGCAAGUUUUAUAUAUGUACGAGGGGGAGUGACUCGGCAUUCUUGCCCCUAUAAAUGUAUGUCAGAGAAGUACAGGAUGCCAAACUGCUAUACACCUCUUGAAGAUCUGAUUUACACAUUCGGAGGGCCUUGGCCUUUUGCACUUUCGCUGUCAUGUAUUUUGGUGCUUGUAGCUCUGUUGUUAAGUACUUUGCGAAUCAAAUAUGUUGGGUCAGAUUCUUCGUAUCUCACUGCUAAUUCAAUUGACCGCCAAAGUCAUCACCAUUUGCCUUCUCUCCUUUCCCUAUCAGAGGUACGGGGGACCAGAGCUGAAGAAACUCAAAGUCAUGUUCACAGAAUGUACUUCAUGGGUCCCAAUACUUUCAGGGAACCCUGGCAUCUUCCUUACUCUCCUCCCAAUGCAAUUAUCGAGAUCGUGUAUGAAGACGCUUUUAACAGAUUUAUUGAUGAGAUCAAUUCUGUUGCUGCAUAUGAUUGGUGGGAAGGUUCGGUGCACAGCAUACUAUCUGUACUUGCGUAUCCUUGUGCGUGGUCCUGGAAUCAGUGGCGUAGGAGGAAUAAAAUCCAUCGCCUUCAGGAAUUUGUGAAAUCAGAAUAUGAUCAUUCUUGUCUGAGAUCAUGCCGGUCACGAGCUCUAUACAAAGGAAUGAAGGUUGGAGCUACCCCAGACUUGAUGGUUGCGUACAUUGAUUUCUUCCUUGGUGGUGAUGAGAAGCGUUUAGACAUGGUAACAAUUAUACAGAAGAGAUUUCCGAUGUGGAUAAUUUUUGGUGGGGAUGGCAGCUAUAUGUCACCCUAUAAUCUUCAUAGCGACAUGCUAUUGACAAAUCUUCUUGGCCAGCAUGUCCCUGUAACUGUCUGGAAUCGCUUGGCAGCUGGCUUGAAUGGCCAAUUAAGGACAGUUAGGCAUGGGGCCAUUCGUUCUGCUUUAGUCCCUGUUAUUAGUUGGAUCCGAAGUCAUGGAAACCCACAGCUUGAGUUCCAUGGAGCUAGAAUUGAGCUUGGAUGGUUUCAGGCUACUGCUACUGGCUAUUACCAGCUUGGUAUCUUGGUAGUGGUUGGUGAUUACUCUUUCAACAUUCUGCAUCAAUAUGAUUUAUCAGACAAAAGUCGUGAUGAGUGUCCAAGGGAAGCUGGGGCUGCAACACAGAAAAGUCAUCAGAAACUGCAUCAGAUUAAUCAAACAAGUAAUGCAUUAUCACGCAAGAGGAUAUCAGGUGCAGUUAAUGGAGGUCUAAUAAAUGAUGCGACUGUGAAAUCUUUGGAUGUUAGAACAGACUUUCUACUCCCACUUUCCCUAUUAUUGCACAACACAAGACCUGUUGGACGUGAGGAUACCGUACAGUUGUUGAUUUCUAUCAUUCUUUUGGCAGACCUUUCCGUCACCCUCCUUACGUUGCUCCAAUUCUAUUGGAUAUCUCUUGGGGCUUUUCUCGCUGUUUUGCUUAUUCUUCCUCUGUCCUUGCUUUCUCUCUUCCCAGCAGGCUUAAAUGCCAUAUUCAGUAAAGGGCCUAGAAGAUCUUCACUUGCUCGGGUCUACGCUUUAUGGAAUGCUACCUCUCUGUCAAAUGUUGUUGUGGCUUUCAUAUGUGGCAUUUGUUACUAUGGAUUUUCCUCUUUGCAGCCACCUGAAGAAGCAAACAUGUCAAAUGCAAAAAGGGAGGAUGACAGGUGGUGGCUUCUACCCUCCAUCCUGCUACUAUUCAAGUCGGUACAAGCUCGUUUUGUUGAUUGGCACAUUGCAAAUCUCGAAGUUCCAGAUUUCUCUCUGUUCAGUCCAGAUCCUGAUACCUUUUGGGUGCACGAGUCUAGCUAACACAAAAGUGACUUAGUUGUGAUGCCAACAAUGAGCCUCUUGCAUUGUAAAUAUGCGCAAAUUUAAAGGAAACGUCUAUAUACGUUGGAGGAUAUUAUUUAAAGCAGGUACAUAGGGGUUUCUUCAUUCUUUAUUCAAUGUUACGCUACCCAGAAUGGAAUUUUAGAGUAUUUCACUAAAAUGAUUUGAGCUCAAGUUACUUUGUAAA